Messenger RNA from Polypterus senegalus (gray bichir), 2307 nucleotides. RefSeq names its product protocadherin gamma-A8-like. Gene Ontology annotation, biological process: homophilic cell-cell adhesion. The coding region runs from base 1 to 2307 and encodes 768 amino acids. The record is from RefSeq and is a predicted model, not a curated record. The transcript has a single exon. NCBI's taxonomy places the organism in Eukaryota, Metazoa, Chordata, Cladistia, Polypteriformes, Polypteridae. Gene Ontology annotation, molecular function: calcium ion binding. Gene Ontology annotation, cellular component: plasma membrane.
AUGCAGGAAGGAACAGUAAUUGGAAAUAUAGCUUCCGAUAUCGGCCUAGAUACUGAAAAUCUUUCUAAACGGCGGUUAGGGAUUGCUUUGGGGAAUGGAAAGUAUUUUCUGGACGUUAAUAAAAUAACCGGACAUUUAUUUAUUAAAAAAAAAAUCGAUCGAGAAAAUAUUUGCUCAUUUAAAGAUGAAUGCAUACUUAAUCUGGAGGCUUUACUUGAAAGCCCACUGCAAAUGUUUAGCAUCGAGGUCGAAAUCUUGGAUGUGAAUGACAAUUCUCCGAGAUUUCCUUUCAGUGUAAGUUUCAUCAAUAUUUCGGAAGCCAAGGUUAAAGAUGAAAGCUUUUUGUUAGUGAAGGCCGUGGACCCUGAUGUGGGUAAUAACUCAGUAUGUAAUUAUAAACUGAGCGAAAAUGUAUUUUUCGACAUCAACGUGCAGAUUUGGAAAGAUGACUCUGUGUCCGCAGAUUUAUUAAUUAAACAGACGUUGGACAGAGAAGAACAAGCGGUACACAAUUUAAUUCUGACGGCACUGGAUUGUGGAAAACCUCCAUUGUCUGGCUCGAUCAAUAUCACGGUUACCAUUCUAGAUGAUAAUGACAAUGCUCCAAAAUUUGAAAGACAGGUUUACCAGGUGGAGGUUUCAGAAAAGACAUCAGUAGGAAUUACUUUUAUUACAGUAAACGCGACAGAUGCUGAUGAAGGCGCCAACGCUGAGUUAUUAUAUUCCUUUAAUCCUCACACCUCUGAGGAGUCACAAAUAAAAUUCCGUUUGAAUUCGAGAACUGGUGAACUCAGUGUUAAUGAAAAGCUGGACUUCGAGGAAUCCCAUCAAUAUGUGUUAUUUGUGCAAGCAAAAGAUAACGGGCCAAAUCCCCUCACAGGACACUGCAAAGUGAUUAUUAAAAUCAUUGACAGCAACGACAAUCAGCCCGAAAUCAUUGUUGCCUCAUCGCAAAGUUCAGUAUUUGAAGACGUACCCAUGGGCACAGUCAUUGCACUCUUUAGUGUCACAGAUCUGGACUCUGGAAACAAUGGCAAAGUAAAUUGCCAUAUUUCAGGAAGUGAUGAGUUUAAACUCCAGCAAACUAUGGACAAUGUCUAUGCUUUGGUGACGGCUGAACUUUUGGAUCGGGAAAGGAAAUCUAGAUUUAAUAUAACUAUUGUCGUCAAGGAUGAAGGAACUCCUCCUCUCACGAACAAUAAAACGAUUUCUUUAAAUAUUUUAGAUGUCAAUGACAACACGCCAUCGUUUUCAUAUUCUUCAUACGAAAUUCCCAUUCCAGAAAACAACAUUCCUGGCUCUCUGCUGUGCUCCAUUACUGCAAAUGAUCCUGAUGCAGAUCUGAAUGGUGAUCUGAAAUAUUCCAUUGAAGAAAAAAAUGAUUCCAAUAAUACCUUAACGAAAUGUUUUUCUAUCAAUCGGGACACUGGAAACAUUUACUCAGUGCAGUCUUUCGACUAUGAAAAACAAACAUUUUAUACUUUUUAUGUGGUUGCUAAAGACUCUGGCACUCCUCGACUAAGCAGCAGUGUGACUGUCAAGAUAAAUGUUCUUGAUGAAAACGAUAACACCCCGGUUAUUGUUUCACCCUGGCGCCCUCAUGGAUCAAUAGUUAGCGAUGUAAUUCCUAGUACGGCUGAAGAAGGAUAUUUAGUGACCAAAGUUAUUGCAAUCGAUGAGGACUCUAUUCAAAAUUCACGAAUUACUUACCAUUUACUUCAAGUUACUGAUCAGACAUUAUUUUCCUUAAACCAAUAUACUGGGGAGCUUCGAACCAGAAGGCGCAUUGGUCUCCGAGACUCUUCCAAGCAAAGAAUUGUGAUUCAAGCCCGGGACAAUGGCAGUCCUUCAUUGUCAUCGACAGUUACAAUUCUCAUAUCAAAAUCUGACACAGAAGUAAAAAGUCUACUGACAGUAAAUGACAAUCUAGAGACAGAUUAUGUAUCUUCUUUGAAUAUGUUUCUGAUGGUCGGCCUAGCAUCUGUUUCAUUUCUCCUUAUUUUAACAAUAGUGAUCUGUGCUGCGCUUAAAUGUCAACAUAAUUCUUCUGAAGACACUGAAAAAACAGCACAUCGGAUUAGCUGCUACAGCCAAAGGGAUUCAAUGAUUUCUGACCUGCCGGCACACUCGACUUUAUAUUCAAGCGACGCCUACUGGCACAGCGUGCUUUUAGCGGAAUCAAGAAAAGGGAAAAUGCUGGUGAGACAGUCAAUGCCCAAUGGAACUGGCUUCAUUGUGUCAAGUUUGGAGAGCCACCCAGAGCAGGGAACGAUAAGCCAAUUAGCCGAAACACCGAUUCAGGUAUAG